This is a messenger RNA of Penicillium argentinense, 294 nucleotides long. RefSeq lists its product as uncharacterized. The transcript has a single exon. NCBI's taxonomy places the organism in Eukaryota, Fungi, Ascomycota, Eurotiomycetes, Eurotiales, Aspergillaceae. Bases 1 to 294 code for a protein of 97 amino acids. The record is from RefSeq and is a predicted model, not a curated record.
AUGGAUGAGCAAGAGAUUCUCGAAAUGUCCUUCCAAAGCGAAUUCCAGGACUCAGAAAAAAUGAAGUCGCAGGGAAAGACUCCUCCUGUCAGCCCAUUUAAGUCUCACACUAACAUCUUUCUGGACCCACCACCGCUGAAUACCUCCCCUGCUCCCCAUACAGAAUCUAAAGCAUUUGCUGCUCCUGCCCCAGAGACAGUUGAUGCAGAUACUCUCCCUGCUCCCAGUCUUGAGACAACACUAGGGAGACCGACCAAGCCGUUGAAAAACUUUUCCCAACCGCUAAUCCUUUAA